Molecule: messenger RNA, 3568 nt
Organism: Erinaceus europaeus (western European hedgehog)
Lineage: Eukaryota; Metazoa; Chordata; Mammalia; Eulipotyphla; Erinaceidae
Product: zinc finger protein OZF-like
Exons: 6
Coding region: 189-1790 (533 amino acids)
Biological process (GO): negative regulation of transcription by RNA polymerase II
Molecular function (GO): DNA-binding transcription repressor activity, RNA polymerase II-specific; RNA polymerase II cis-regulatory region sequence-specific DNA binding
Source: RefSeq, a predicted model, not a curated record
GGACACUUCUCAGGUCUGGGAGAAUCGGAUUGAGGAAGAUGCUUCCGUGACUCCCGGAGCCCAGAAGGGGAGAUAACUCAGCACCUGAAGAAGUUCAGCUUGUGUAUUCGAAGGUGUAUUUAAGAACCAUCUUGUGAUAAAUCCUCAUAGAAUCAGAAGAAUCAGAGAAUCAGAAGGAGGAAGGAGAAAUGUCAGAUUUGAAGAGAAUGCUGACAUUCAAGGAUGUGGCCAUAGAAUUCACUCAGGAGGAGUGGGAGUGCCUGGACCAGGCUCAGAAGGAUUUGUACAAGGAUGUGAUGCUAGAGAACUAUGGACAUCUGGUGUCCUUAGAUUGUAUGAUAUCUAAGCCAGACCUGAUAACAUUUUUGGAGCAAAAGAAGGAGCCGUGGGCCAAGAAGAGAAAGAAGUUAUCCAUAUUCAAAGCUGGAGAUACCAGCAACUUAGUGGAAUCUGGAUUAAGAGUCCUGGGCAGAGUGUCCCUCUCCAAAGGUAUCUCUUCUCACGAUACCCAGAUCUUAUUUCCAAAGACAGACAGAGAAGACUCCUUCCUGAAUGUACCAUUGGAAAACCAUGGAAGCGGCAGUCCUUCGAGCGUCUACGUAAUGAAAGUCUGGAAAUGUUACAAUGAGCCUAAGGAGUCGGGGCCAUUCGCUCAUAAUAAAAUCCUGACUGUGAGGAGAGAGUAUCUGGAAAAGUACGUAGUGGAUACCGCCUACGAUCACGUGAACCAUUUUGAAUACAGGACGGUAUUAAGUCUUCAUCCGAGACUCUCUGAAAAGCCGUGUCUCCAAAGGGAAGGGGGGGAGGAUUCCAUGUACGAGCAACUUCAGAAGCAGCGGAGCAGUCCCAAGCCAGAGAGACCCUACAAGUGUAAAGAAUGCGGCAAAUGUUUCAAAUGGCACUCGAAAGUCAUCGAGCAUCUGCGGGUACACACGGGCGAGAAGCCCUACAAGUGCCAAGAGUGCGGCAAGGAUUUUAAGUGGCACUCGCACUUCAUCCAACACCUGGGCAUCCACACGGGAGAGAAAUCCUACAGGUGUAAAGAAUGCGGCAAGAACUUUCACUGGCGCUCGGGCCUCUUCAAGCAUCUGAAAAUCCACGCCGGGGAGAAGCCUUACAAAUGUCAGGAGUGCGGCAAAGACUUCAGCCAUCGUUCCUACCUCACUCAGCACCUGAGAGCCCACAGCGGGGAGAAACCUUACAAAUGCAAGAAAUGCGGCAAAGACUUCAGCCAGUCGUCCAAUCUGUCCCAGCACCUGCGAACGCACGGGGACCAGAAGCCCUACAAAUGUCAGGAAUGCGGCAGGGCCUUCAACUGGCAUUCGGGUUUUACGAAGCAUCUGAAGAUGCACAUGGGAGAGAAACCCCACAGGUGUCAAGAGUGCGGCAAAGAUUUCAGCCACCCUUCCUAUCUCACGCAGCACCUGCGGAUACACAGCGGGGAGAAGCCGCACAAGUGCAAGAAGUGCGGCAAAGACUUCAGCCACCGGUCGACUCUGACGCAGCAUCUCAGAACCCACAGCGGCGAGAAGCCCUACCGGUGUAAAGAAUGCGGCAAAGAUUUCAGUCAAUCUUCCAACCUCUCCCAGCACCUGAGAACUCACAGCGGAGAGAGACUCUAUAGAUGUAAAGACUGCGGGAAGGCCUUCACCUGGCUGUCCAACCUCACUCGGCACCGGCUGAUUCACUCCGGAGAGAAAGCUUACCAGUGUAAAAAAUGUGACAGAGUCUUCACUUACGUGUCGCAUCUUCUUAAACAUAUGAGCGUUCAUUCUAAAAAGAAGCCUUAAAAAAGAAAAAAGAAAAAAAAAUGUAGAAAGUGUGGGAAAGCCUUCAGUCCAGUCAGUACUCAUACUUUAGGAGCUCUGGAGAGAGAUUUUUAUUGUCAUUCUUUUUCUUUGAAUAUUUUUUUGUAAUAAUAAUUUGUUGACAAAUUUAUAAGAUUGCAAUGUAUCGGGAGUUGGGCGGUAGCGCGGUGGGUUAAGCGCAGGUGGAGCAAAGCACAAGGACCGGCAUAAGGAUCCCGGUUCGAGCCCCCAGCUCCCCACCUGCAGGCGGUGAAGCAGUUCUGCAGGUGCCUCUCUUUCUCUCCUCCUCUCUCCAUUUCUCUCUGUCCUAUCAACAAUGACAACAAGAAUAACUACAACAAGGGCGACAAAAGGGAAUAAAUAUUAAAAAAAAAAGAUUGCGAUGUAUCGUUCCACACCCACAACCAAAGUUCUACAUAUUAAGAUCUUUUUACUGUAAAUACUCUUGCUUAAUAUGAAAGUGUGUGCAUGCUGGAGAGAAAAUGGUCCAGGUAUAAUGUAAUAAAUAAUGAUAUAGGGGCCAGGCAGUGUUGUACCUGGUUAAGCGCACACAUUACAGUGCACAGAGUCCCAGCUUCAAGCCCCUGGUCCCUGCCUGUAAGAGGGAAGCUUCACAAGUGGUGAAGGAGGGCUGCAGGUGUCUUUCUCCCCUACUCCUCUCAGUUUCUCUCUAAUAAUAAAUAAAUAAAAAUAAAUGAUUUAUAGUUACUGUAUACUCUAGGAAACACCAAGAGUGUGUUGGGAGGAAAAACAAAGGUGGGUGAGUACUGACUUGAGAAUCAAAUCUGAAGACAGAACUGGUAAUAAAUCACUCUGCAAAGACUCUAAAUGAGAAUAAUACAAGAGCAAAGUUGAAACAAAUUGAUAGUGUUAGCAUUCCUCAAAGGAUCACAGGAGUAUGUGUCUACACAGGAAUCUACCACUCCUAACAACCAUACUUUUCCUUUCUAUUUUCUCUGCUAUCUUUUACAAAGCCAAAGUGUUCUUCCAGUACUGCAACACUCGUCACAUGUUCCCCACCUACCCCCCCAAAAGAAAUAAGUAGAGAGUAAGAGUGUAAGAAACCGUAACACUGAAACUUCCUUCAGUGUGGUAGGCGGCAGACUCAAACCUGGGUCACAUACUUGGCAAAAACAGCACACCAUCCCCAAGUGAGCUAUAUCACCUCUCUCAGAUUAACUCUCUGCUCUGUCUUUAUAAAGUUGGUGAAGUUGUGUGGGUUUUCUUGAAAUACCUCAGAUAUUUCUGGUGGCUUGUCAGAAAAAGUCUCGGCAACGCUUUUGCGUAGAAAGACAAAAAUACAUCGUGGCGUUUCCAUGGAAUAUUAAUGACAACAAACAUCAAAUGUGUGAAAAACAUAUGAAGAUGUCAUUUGCUUAAAAACAGUGUGAUAUGUUAGUUGUGAAAUAUUCUCUGUAUUAAAACAAAAUAGACGAGUAGCCUGAAAUUUAAAGUUUUACCAACUGAUCAUUAAGAAGACAGUGCUGGCCAUUUAAAAGAUAAUUAGAGGUGUAAUGCUGUAUAGCCUAUUCUCCCUUUUAAAAGGACAUCCAGUGACUGUACAUCCAGGUUUUCCAAAUAUUGCUGGCAUUGGAAGAUCAUUAUCAGACAAAGACUGAUAUUAAAGACUAGAAUCUGUUUUGGCCAGGUGCUUACAGUGUUAUAUUCAGUGUUUUCUGUAGACAUUGUAUUGACUUAACAUGUUCAACAAACGCAGUUCAAUUUCAUCAAUAAACGGUAUGCCGUGUGUUAACACUAAA